GCAGUCUCUGGUCAUCUGUACUGUGUCCCUGUCUCUGGUCAUCUCUUGUACUGUGUCUGCAGUCUCUGGUCAUCCCCUGUACUAUGUCCAGUCUCUGGUCAUCUCCUGUACUGUGUCCGCAGUCUCUGGUCAUCUCUUGUACUGUGUCCGCAGUCUCUGGUCAUCUCCUGUACUGUGUCCGCAGUCUCUGGUCAUCUCCUGUACUGUGUCCGCAGUCUCUGGUCAUCUCCUGUACUGUGUCCGCAGUCUCUGGUCAUCUGCUGUACUGUGUCCGCAGUCUCUGGUCAUCCCCUGUACUGUGUCUGCAGUCUCUG
Staurois parvus is the source of this 314-nucleotide messenger RNA. NCBI's taxonomy places the organism in Eukaryota, Metazoa, Chordata, Amphibia, Anura, Ranidae. The record is from the annotation of a GenBank genome assembly.